GUUGUCACGCUCGUUGUCACUGCAAAUGAGGUCAAUAUUUAUUCUCGGAAAUUCCGGAUGUUUUCUCUUUUCUUUUUCGCAAGCCAAAUGUCAAAAGUGAUUGAUUGCGAAGAAUACACCAGUAAUAGUCACUACUUCAUAACAAGAUAAUCCAAAAUUUGCAUCUGGCCAUACAAAGGUCUUUCAACUUCGGAUCAGGAGCCAGCCAAAAGAAGAAUCAGAGUUUUCCGCUUAGGAAAAAGCUUUGUUUCGUGAAAAGGGGGUAGAUGUCUUCUUCUACUUAACAAAAAGCUACAAUAACGCCCAAGGUAUUUACGAUUCUAUCACCCAGUAUUCAGUACUGAAUUACAUUUGUUUGUGCAAUGUACCGUGCAUUUUCUGAAAUCGCGUGUCGGUAGAAGUGAAGUGAAUGUAUUGCCAGUUGAAAUUUCCGUUUGCUAACUAAAUUUAAUGUCUGAAUAAAUCAAUUUGGCACAAGUAGAGGAAAACAGCAUGAUAUAAAAUCGAUCAAUUUGCGUAGAUUUUAUAAACGGAAACCAAGCGUUAGCUAUUUAUUGACGUGCCCAGGCAGAUGUUUACAGCCUAAUUUUUCUCUGAAAUUCACCUUCGUUGGUAAACAUUUUACAAGCAAUGUUCAAACCACUGUUGUUGUUAGAGAAAAGGUAAGACAUUUUUUCUAGGCUUCAAUGGGGAUGGUUCAACUGGCCUUCAUCGAUCGCAAGUCGAAAAGAACAUAUUCAGAAUGACUGAAAAAUGUUAGAUUGAUAAGAAAACGUAGCCCUGAACUGGCAUGGUCCUAAAACUUCCAAAGAAUCGGGCUCUGGAAAUAUGUUGCUCCGUUACUUCAGCGACAAGCUAUGUCAAAUAUAAAUCUGCUUGAUUUCAGCUUCACUCGCGAAAUUCAGGUUACUUACACGAUGUAAUGCUUUUCGUGUUGCCUUUGUACUUUCUCUUUCUUCUCUAGGUUAUAAGAUGGAGAACAAGUGCCUAUUAGGAUUGAUUUUUCUGUCGUGCAUUAAUAGAUGCAUUGCCCAGAGCAUUCAAACAAUCAACAACUGCACGUGUCGGACAUCUGAUGGUAACUUUUAUAGUCUGUGGCCCUUCAGAGGAACAGAAAAACCGCGGUAUGUUAAGUUUUCUUUUCUGCUUUCCAUCUUGUUUUUAAGUGACGAUGAAACGAUAUUUUUCAAGGGACUUCCAUCCUUCUAUUUAGGGUUAAUAUUAAAUUAUAUCAAUCAUAAUCAUGGAGAAUGGCUUGGUUAAGAUACAUGAAGUCUCGAUUUGCCUUUUGGGAACAAAAUCUUUAUUAUCAUGAAUUGUUCUCAAGCUGAUCGCUCAAGACUCGUUUAUAUGCAUUGAAUGAUCCGUUCUUUACUAAGAAGUUGCUCUGUCCAUGAUUCUGUUUUAAACGAAUGGGGAGCAUAAGGGGUUCCCAAUAAUCUGCGACGUCUCUUUUUGUCAAUAAAAGAGAUAAUUUAGAAUGAUAAAAACAACCUGGCAUGCACUCAAAUGCCAAAUACCUCUGAAGUUAGCAUAUGCUUUCCUCCUGGAAAAUCUUUUGCACUCCUUUUGAUAAUACCUUUGUAAUUCUGUUCUUAUAAUUUAUUUUUUUUCAUGUGGACAAUAGCUUUGAUGUUCCUGGAAAGAAGUACCCUGGUUGGAGGUAUGCUUAUAAUCCUUGUACCUCUAUGACAUUUGGACAAGAUGAUCCACACCAUGGAAAGAUAUGUCAUGAUAUCGGAGUAGGUUCAUCAGACAGCCUUUCAUUUCUAAAACUUUGCAGUGUUAUGUUGUCAUUGUUUUUGUUCUGUUGUUUCAGUAGCUUCCUGUUUCCGAUAAUUGUAGCUAUUCAGCAUUGCCAAAUUAAUGUUCUGCAUUCUUUUUUUCUGAGAAUACCUUGUUGAUUUUUCUUCGCAUCCAAGCAUCUUUUACAGAAAUUCCAAUGUUUUAAAAACCACAGGAAGCUGAUUUUUAUUGUUAAAUUUUAUUUAGAUAUGUAAAUAUCCUAAAAUAGAAAAACCGCGUGAUUACCUACAAGUUGGUGUGCAGACGGGGGUCAGAUGUGAAAUAAACGAAGGACAAAUUGGGCUGUCGUAUAAAACAGAGUAGGUAUUUCUUACAAACGAAUACAAGCCAUUCUUAUGUUGAAAUAUUCUGUCAGGCGCCAAUUUAAGUUAUGUCAUCUCAAAGAGUUGCUGCAUUAUCAGUCGACAUACCAGCCCCCUAAGGGGUUUAUUUACUGAAUACAACGAUCAGGUAUCAUUUGAUAAAAAUUCGUCUUCAAGCGUUGAAAAUCUCUGAAAUUAAUCUCGCUAUUACCAAUUCAGUAGCAAUAAACAAAAUUCAAAAGUACUUAACUUUUGCACAUAUCAUUGCAGCGAUCCGUCUAUCGACCCUCCAAGAUCAACGGUACAGCUUAUUUGUGACCAGACUAUUUCAUUCCCGGUUUUUGAACCCAAGGAUGAAGAUAGAUAUGUUAGUAUGACUUUUUAUUGUUGAUUUCUGGUUGUUGUUGUUGUUGUUGUUGUGUUUUUUUGUUUCUGAUUAUUUAUACUUUGGAAAGGGAUGUGACUCCCUCAAUUCUAUAUUCUUACUGUUUCUUUGGGAGAGGGGGUGGGGGGAGGGUGAGUAUCUGUCAAUUUUUUAGGCGGUUCUGAACUCUAAAAAUUUGACAACUAGAUAAGGAGCUGAAGUUAGAACCGGCAUCAAAUUUUUUUUGUGGGAAUUGCAAACAAAUUAUAAUGAGAAGCGAUGGAAAAAUAUACAUUUUCGGAAUAAAGUUAUACUAACCAUAAUCUUUAACAGGGGUUUCAUGUUAUUCCAUGUCAUAGAUAUUCAGUAUAAAAACCAAGUGCGCAUGUCCAAAUCAGUGUUGGCCUGUAAUAACGACGACAACAGGCUCAACGAAGGUAAUACCGACGACAACAGGCUCAACGAAGAUAAUAACGACGACACCAGGCCCCACGAAGGUAAUACCGACGUCAACUUCAAAUUCAACCGUACACAGUCCUGAAGGUAAUUGCCAAGAUUUGUUUGGACUUUGUACGUGAACGGACUACAGCGUUCCCCUUUUGUGCGUGGAUGGGAGGGAGGGGGGAGGGAGGGGGGAGCGAGGGGGAGCGAGGAGGGGCGGGAAGGGGAAGGAGAGGGAGAGGUAGAGGGAGGGGGGAGGGAGCGGGGAGGGAGGCGGGAGGGGCGGGGUAAAAGGGGAGAGGAGGGUAUUGUUUCGAAAGCAACCAUAUCAAAAGAUUGUGUCAUUAUCCUUACAUCCAGAAAUAAAAUCCGAGAUUCUAAUUUUGCAUGUUGGCGGUUGCCAAUCUCUAUAAUCUCUACGAGGAAGACCUUAUUCAGAUCAUGUAAAUGAUAAACCAUCAAUUCAAUCAGACCUGGAAAGCUUUUAGUGUUAUAGUGAAUGUUCAUGGUCGGUUAUGCUACUGUUUAUAUUGAUCAGUAUCUCAUCGAUACUUUGCAACGAAAAGAUACUUCAGCUUUCAACUAGGGAGUAUCUCUUAGCUUAGCUUUUUAUCAAUCGUGGCCACUACCCUAAAGCCACCAAUAGAAUUGUAAUUGCUAUUUCAAUUAUCAUUUGGGAAAAACAUACGUAUUUUUGCUGAAAUCGAAAAAAUGUCCGAGAUUAAGUUCGCUUAAGUUGCUUAUAAAAACUAUUUGCACACGUGCUCUUUCAUAUAUCAAAAAAUGAUAAAUUUGAGGAAUAUUUCUUUACGCCAUCUUAAUUAUUUUUAUUUUCUCCCUCUGAUGAACGUUUACCUCAUUGCAUAACGCCUCGAACAUUCAUUCCACAGAAGAGUCGAAGGUACUUCAUGGUUAACGUAUCCAGCAGAAUUUUUUUUGUAUUAUGAAGAAAAAAAAAACAAUUUCGACCUGAGUUCAUAAAGACCUUUGUUAAUUUCAGAUUCAAAGUCGUUUAAUUGGGAGCUGUGCAUUUUGGUACCGGGUCUUGCAGGAUUUUUCAUCAUGCUUUGUUCUCUAUGCCUGUGGCGGCAUUUUGCUGCUGUUAGAGAGGCAUUGAGGUGCCGAUGCUGCCAUCAUGGAGAGUGUGAACCGUUAAUAAGAAUACAAAAAAACGAUCUUGGAAAAACAGAGAAAACCUAUCGUAUCAAAAACAAACAAGGAGAUAAGGCUGUUGAACACGAGGAUUUUGGAGGAAAAGACAAAAUGGUCGAGCCAGUUCAAGAGUUAGACGUGGGAGACAAGUCUCAAACUGUUGGGAAAAAUAACGUUUUAUCAUUAAUCCUGUAACAAAAGCGAACCCUUGUUCAGGUGUUGGGUCCUUAUUUCCAGGGCUUGCCCAAAGGGCAAAGGCCAAGUAUAGGUUUGGCCUUCGUAUUUUUUUUUUCGCGUUCAGCCACAAAUCGCCCCCUGAAUUAUAAAGGGCAUCUGUGAAGCUAGCUCUCGUUAUUAAUUUUUUUUGUUUAUAAAUAGUCUUGCAGUUGUCUUCAGUUCAUAUAUCUGAGGGGUGGGAAAGAGACAGAUUUUUUUCUCGAAUGUAAGGAGAAGUCAACAGAUUUCAAAAUAGCGUCUGAUGCGAAUCGGACGGGAAAAUUAUCAGGGUGGUUCCCCCCCCCCCCCUUUUAUCAGGGUGGUUUUUCUCCCUUUUCCUCUAUCCUUGAUCAAAAAACACCUUUGUAGACCUCAAAAAUGAAAAGAGAUGUGCGAGAGAAUUAUCAGUAGGAAGUAAAAUAGCUUCGAAGCUUUAAAAACGGGAUGACAGCAGUCGUCACGAUCGGUAGUUGCUUGAUCGAAUGCAUCAAAUCAGUUUAUUUGAAGGACGAGGAGUAGUUUAGGCGUAGGAAGACUGAAAAUUUUAAUAAAAAAGCAUCCAAUUGAAUUGUCAUUCACAGUCAUUCUAAAACAUUUAAUAUUGUCGAUAAUUCUGCCGUGACGAUGCAUUAGAAACGUCUGCCUGGCCAAGUGAGACAAACAUGAUUACAACAAAUUUCCAAAGUGGCAACGAUCGAUCGUUGCUUUAUCAGAUACUUCAAAUCAGUUCAUUUGAAGGACGAGGAGUUGUUCAGGCGCCGGAAGGAUGCUCAUUUUAGUUUAAGAGAACUUCAAGUUCGAUCUAUAUCUAGUAACGAUGCAUUUAAUACCAUCUUUCGAGUUCGAAAUGAAUUGAGUCGAGGCACACUACGAACAUCUAAAAGAUUGUUUACGAUCUAAUGGGAAACGCAAUGAUUAUUUUGUGUAAAAAGUAGCAGCUAGCUGAAACACUGGUUGAAACGCUAUGAUCAAGUAUGCCCCGGUCUGACAUAGUCACACUUUGGGAAUUUGCUGUCACAAACCUCGAAUUUCAACUCGAAAAGACUUUACGAUGUUAAGUGCAACGCGAGCCGUGUGAAGAGGGUAGACGUGUGCACAAAAGUCAGGUAAUAGGGAAAAUUCGGACAUGACAACACGGGAAGCCCGAGUUUACGCACAUAUGCUUCUUGUUUUAGUGAACGGGCAAUCUUGCUUUCCUUGAGGCAAAUAUUAAUCGAAGUCUCAAUUACUAAUAAUUCGCGCACCAAAUUCCUCCCUCAAAAAAUUUCUACGUUUGAUAUGACAUGAAGUCUUAAACAUAUAACCCUCGUCAUUCACUGCUUCUGUUGUAACUUGAAUUCUUAUAGAGGGUGUAUGUAAUGGUAGAACAUGUACGGUGAGCAUCAAUAAAAUUAUCAACCAAC
Molecule: messenger RNA, 5684 nt
Organism: Pocillopora meandrina
Lineage: Eukaryota; Metazoa; Cnidaria; Anthozoa; Scleractinia; Pocilloporidae
Source: the annotation of a GenBank genome assembly